Colletotrichum graminicola M1.001 is the source of this 1644-nucleotide messenger RNA. Its product is annotated as MOSC domain-containing protein. NCBI's taxonomy places the organism in Eukaryota, Fungi, Ascomycota, Sordariomycetes, Glomerellales, Glomerellaceae. Bases 1 to 1644 code for a protein of 547 amino acids. The record is from RefSeq and is a predicted model, not a curated record. Gene Ontology annotation, molecular function: molybdenum ion binding; oxidoreductase activity; 2 iron, 2 sulfur cluster binding. The transcript has 2 exons.
AUGGGACCUGCGCAAGAGAUCGACCUCUGGUCGAAGUUUACGAGUGACAUUCUGUUAGAGGUCCGAACCAGCAUGAUGAAGAAGAUGCCCGGGUUAGAGGUCGAAUCUGGAAUAGACAAAACCUUGAGGGAAGGGCCAGUCCGUGUCUCUUUACUUGGCCUCGAGGCGGACGAGCAUGACCCGACCUUCCAUGGCGGCCCCGACAAGGCAAUUCACGGCUAUUGCUCCUCACACUAUCCUGGCUGGGCCAAAGAGUAUCCUGCAGCAGCAGAUCGCUUCAAGCCGGGUGCAUUCGGUGAAAAUUUUGUCACAAAACAUAUGAAUGAGCGGAACGUCUGCAUCGGAGACGUCAUCGCUGUUGGCGACGAGGUCGUGCUUCAAGUCAGCCUACCGCGCCAACCAUGCUACAAGCUAAACCACCGGUUCCAGCUCAAGAACUUUGCUCCGACAACGUUCAAGACCAGCAGGACCGGCUGGUAUUAUCGGGUACUCAAGGAAGGCACUGUUAAGGCAGGCGACGAGAUCAGGCUCGUUGAGCGGAAGUGGCCCAAGUGGACCAUUGAGAGGAUUCAGGAAUAUUUGCACAGGAACCAGGCGGACUUGGCCAUGAACGAGGAGUUGGCGGCGGUCGAGGAGUUGGGCAAGGAGAGUCGCGGUGCCUUCCAGCGACGAGUGGCCAAGGCCAAGGCUCAGGAGAAGAGGGAAAAGGGCGAUAAAUGGCGCAACUUCAAAAUUAUCGAGAAGUCGAUGCAAACCCCGCGAAUCGCACUUUUUGUUGUCGAGGCUACUGUCAAACCGGAUGAGAAGCCUGAGUAUCUACAGCCCGGAGCCCACGCAAAGCUCAAGCUUCCCAACGGCCUCCUUCGGUCUUACUCGAUUGUUUCUGGAAACCGCAACAAAUUCGAACUCGGUGUGGCCCUGGAGGCCCAGAGUCGUGGGGGGUCCCGUUACCUCCACGAGUCCAUGGCUGUUGGAGACGUUCUCCAGGUCGGGAGGAUCACCACCGACGUACAGGUCGCCAGUGCCUCGAGCAAUCACGUCUUCAUAGUCGGCGGCAUCGGCAUUACCGCCUUCCUGGCUCUCGCCGAGGCCUACCACAAAGUUCACUACAACUUUGAGAUGCAUUACGCCGUACGUUCGGCCGACGACGUGCCUUUCAGACCACGCUUGGAAGCCCUCGGCGGCAGCGUGCGACUGUACGACAGGUCCGCAGGGGAGAGGAUGGAUAUCGGCCACAUCAUGCGGACGCUCAAGUGGAACAGCCAUGUCUACGUUUGCGGACCUACACGAAUGAUGGAGGCCGCAAGGAAAGCGGCAGAGGAGUGCGGUCUCGACGAGAGCGACGUUCACUACGAAGUAUUCUCUGCAGACACGUCAGGAGACCCGUUCGAGGUAGAUGUUAUAAACCGAGAGGGCAAGGUGCUCAAGGUUGGGGGGGAGGAGACGCUGUUGGAGGUUCUCAAACGAGAGGUCGGGGAAGAUAUCGAAAGCAGCUGCGAGGUCGGCAACUGCGGAACGUGCAAGGUCGGACUGAAAAGCGGCCGGGUUGACCACAGGGGCACGGCUUUGACUCCCGAGGACAAGGUCGGAUCGAUGUUGAGUUGCGUGAGCCGCGGCAUCGGAAGAAUCUCCAUUGAGGUCUGA